AUGAAGACUGCAGGGACAAAUUGUAAUGGGAAGAUUUGGUUCUUUGUGAAUGAGGAUACAGAUAUGAAAAUCAUUUCAGAUACUCCCCAGGAAAUCACUUUGAAUUUAUUUAUUCAUGAGGAAAACAGGUUCUUGGUAACUACCAUGGUGUAUGCUAAGUGUGAUGAUACUGAGAGAUUGCAAUUAUGGGACAGUAUAUACCAACUUGUUGGUAAUAUAGAUGCACCUUGGUUGGUUGGAGGAGAUUUUAAUGUUGUCCUGAAUGGAGAUGAGAAGAUAGGUGGGAAUCUUGUAAUCCCACAAGAUUAUGAGGACUUUGCAUUUUGUAUCAAUUCAUGUGAGACAGUGGACGCCGAUUUUAAAGGGAGCCCAUUUACUUGGUGGAAUGGAAGGGCAGGAGAUGAUUGCAUAUUUGAAAGAUUGGAUAGAGUUUUCACUAACUCACACUUGCAGCAAUGGUUUAGUAAUAUAAAAGUGGAGCAUUUGGCCAGAACUGGCUCAGAUCAUGCCCCACUCCUCAUUACUCACUCCUCAUUACUCUUGGAACUGAGGCUCCAAAAUUUUCAAACCUUUUAG
This is a messenger RNA of Lycium barbarum (goji berry), 576 nucleotides long. RefSeq lists its product as uncharacterized. Gene Ontology annotation, molecular function: catalytic activity. The transcript has a single exon. NCBI's taxonomy places the organism in Eukaryota, Viridiplantae, Streptophyta, Magnoliopsida, Solanales, Solanaceae. Bases 1 to 576 code for a protein of 191 amino acids. The record is from RefSeq and is a predicted model, not a curated record.